Messenger RNA from Colias croceus (clouded yellow), 1929 nucleotides. RefSeq lists its product as uncharacterized. Lineage: Eukaryota; Metazoa; Arthropoda; Insecta; Lepidoptera; Pieridae. The coding region runs from base 78 to 809 and encodes 243 amino acids. The record is from RefSeq and is a predicted model, not a curated record. The transcript is spliced from 5 exons.
AAACCACAAAAAACGGAUCGGAAGGAUUUUGAUGCGGUUUUUUUUAUGUGAUUUAAUAGAUUUAUAUUACGUGUACAAUGUCUCUUCGAACAAGCAAAGCGUCGUACAGACAACACGGAUAUUCGGGGUCGCGCAAAUCUUUGAAACGAGUUCGAAGUGCAAUGAAGAGAUAUCACGGUGAAGGGAGCCGUGUGAAAGUUUGGCGUUCUGAAGAAACGAAGAAGCAGCCAGUGAAUGAAGAAAUCGCCAUAGAUUACUCUAUAAUUACCCAGAAUACACAACUAAGAACAUAUUCUCGUGUAAGACCGAGUACAGUGAAAGCUGAACCUGUGGUUGAUCCUUUAGAGAUUAAUUGGCCGCAACCUGAUCCGGAAAUUGAUUCAUUACAAUUGAUUGUGGAACCUGGUCCAAAUACUGGUACAAAUAAAUGUUUAUCUGCAAUAUCUGGGUAUCGCAUUGUGGACUUGAAGCAUGUAAUAGAGUGGGCAUUUCUUAUAGAAAGACAUCGAAAUAUGUGUGAAUCGUCACAAAUUGAAUUUGUUAGUGAAAGACUUGAUGGAUUUCGAAGUGAAUUAAUUUUCAAGUGCAGUAUGUGUGAUGAAGCGUGGACGCAUUUUACGGAAAGCAGUGAUAAAAUAAAUACUGAAUUUGUGCGGGCAACUGUCACUUCUGGUAGCUGCUACACUCAAGCAGCUCAAAUAACAAGUCUUAUGGAUAUUCCAACAAUGUCAGCUAACAAAUUUCAUUGUAUAGAAAAAAAUUUAGGCAGUGCGGGGUUUGAACAUUUGACAGAGGAAAUUAAAAAAUAAUAGAAGACUUUGGAGAUUGAUGCACCAGUAGUGGUUUCAAGACAGGAAGAUUCAAAAGCAGAGACACUGUUUCUUCGUAGAUACUGCUUUCCGAAUCGGUGGUAAAUGUUAAAAGUAUGUAAUGAUGUUCCAAAAGUGCUUCUAGAAGAAGUCUAAUUGAAUAAAUAAAUGUUUGAGUUUGAGAGGGUGAAAUCAACAAGUCAAAAUAUGAUUUAUGUUUCAAUUGUAUUUUGGUAGUAGUGGGGUGUAUGCCUAUUAUGAAGUACAGUAUGCUUACUACCUAAAAGCAAAACCAUGUGUUACUAUGUUUUACUAAAAGCUUUUGAGUGUUUCAAAAUUGGAAAUAUGUUUUUCACCUUCCUGGUUAUUAUCACAGUCAUAAUAAAUAGUGUUUUAGAUUUGUUGUUGUAACUUAUAAGUGUUGGUUAAGAAUUAAUGUUUAAAUAUUCAAAUAAUUGACUGUUACAAAUCAGUAUAUUGUAUGGAUCAGUAUAUUAUAAGCUAGGUACUUGAAAUACAUGUUUUAAUAAAAAAAAACAAUAGCGUGAUGAUGGCGUGAUGUAAUAAAUAAAACUGCGUUUUAUUGUAAUCAAUUUUGACAUUAACUAUUUAUUUCACAAAAUUAUUAAAAAAGUUUACGCCAACGAAUAUAACUUAUAUUUUUAAAACUAUCGUUCAUAGUAUAAACCGUAGCAGGUGGCGUUUUGAAGUUCUGUCUACCCCAACCACAGUAUUACAAUAUUAUUUCCUACAGUAAGGAAACGCCUUUGAUGUCGCGCGAUGCCGCCGCUAGUGUAGGUACUCACGCUGCCACGUGUAAAUAUCCUAGGGUUGUCACCAAAUGGGAAAUAAAACAAUUUUUAUCAUUACUAUUAAUAUGUUAUUAUUUAUUCACAUGUACAUUAAAAAUAAUUGUGAUUAUUGAAUCUCAUGUAAAUAUACAGAAACAUAGUAUAAUAUGUCGCCCCAGUGACAUUGUCAUUGCCUAUAUACUACUUAUUCUCUUUAUUAUUUAUUUAUUUUAAAUGUUCAUUUCUAUUUUUUUUUCAACGUUGUCCUUUCUUUGUAAGUAACUACGUAAAAUUAUUUAAAUAAAGAAAUUGUUAUUAUUUUGUAAAGA